GAAAACAACUAUUUUAUGGGGGAGAGAGAGAGAGAGAGAGAAGAGAGGAACAACAAAAGGCUGCAACACUUUUUAUGACCAAGACAGGACUGGGGAGGGAAGAAGAGUAUUAAAGGAAUGAGGAAGAGGAACAGCUCCUAACCUAAUUAAGAAAAUGGGUUUCAACAUAUUCCUUCUUGUUUGUUGAGUGGGUCUUAUCUUAUUUCCACCUCAAAAGCUGGUCUUUUAUAGUUGUGAGAUUUGAUUACAGCCCAGUGAAACAAAGAGAGAGAGAGAGAGUGAGAGAGAGGGAAGUAAAAACUAGUAAAUGCAUGUUGUAGCUAUCCCCUCCUAUCAUAUGGCUAUUAUCAAUAAAAAGAAACAAAAAAACAAGUGUUAACCAAUAAGCAUUGCUGCUUACACAUCACUUAUAAGAGCUCCAAACAGAUAAAACUUUGGUUUGGUGGGUAUUGAUGUUUUAUGUCUCUCUCAACCGUCUGUGUUGUGUGUGGUUCGAACCUUGUUUUGGGAACUAUAAUAUGCUCAAUUCCCUAUAUAAGAAAGAGGGCUAAAAGAGAAUUUAUAUAUAGGGCUAUAAAUUUAUUAUAGAAGUGUACUAUAUUUAUUUUGAACAAGGCGCUAAUUUAACCAACCUUUUUUUUUUCUCUCCUUUCAUAUAUAUCUGAAAUGGCUUGUCUUGUAGUACUUCAAUUGAGCGAAAACAAUGGUGCUAAGAUUGCCAUGUGGUGAUACUCACUCCUGGUAUUCAAUUAUAUGAGUGUGAUUCCAUAGGCUCCGGCUUUUCCUGAUACUCAAACACAAGAAAGGAAAAAUAUAAAAUCAGACAAAAGAGGACAAGCUAUUUAUUGAUGGUCUGAAGAGACAAAGCCAAACCAAACCGAGAGGCUAUAUCAGAGGUUAAUAGGCUGGGAACAAGAGCUAGGUACGUAAAACGUUAAGUAAAAGCUAAGUUAACCUUUUUUGUGUUAGCCAUGGAGUCUCCAAGAAGAAUCCAUGGAGGUGCUGAGGAGAAGAGUAGCUGUGAGUCAGGAUGGACUAUGUACAUAGAAGACACCUUCCACGGAAACCAUCACUCGGAAGUUGUCUAUGAUGAUGAUGACGAUGAUGAAGAUGAUUUCCAUGUAAAAGAGGUCGACCAUGAUGGUGGUGAUGACGACGACGAUGAUGAUGGUGAUGAUAGUAGUAACAAUGAGAGUGAUGACUCAAUGACUUCUGAUGCAUCCUCAUGGCCUAGCACUCAGCAUCCAAGAAACAACAAGAAUCAUGCAGCUUCAACAAAGAAUAGUAAUGCCAAACAACAACAAGUCAAUCAUGAGAAAGAGAACAGAGUUCGUGACAGAUUCAGCGACCAAGGUGAGGAAUCUGAGCUCAAGGCUAGAACAAGAACCACUGCAACUAGUCGUGUUAAAAGUAGAAGCAAGGUGAGCAAAACCAAAUAAAGUCUAUCAUACUGGUUUUUAAUUUCUUUAAGCAAGCUAUCCAAUGUUCUCUUCUGCUCAUCAAGGGAAAAAAAAAACUUAAGCAGUUGAUACAAAGUUCAGACCAUGUAGUUUGUUUCUACUCUUUUCUUUUAAAACAGGAUUAUGUUUUUGCUUAAUGCAAACUCCGUUCAUGUAACUUGUCUAUGUGGUUUUCCGUUUGGAGCUAUGCUAAUAAUAUCUACCUUUUUACACA
Camelina sativa (false flax) is the source of this 1674-nucleotide messenger RNA. RefSeq names its product protein SOB FIVE-LIKE 2-like. Gene Ontology annotation, biological process: cytokinin biosynthetic process. Lineage: Eukaryota; Viridiplantae; Streptophyta; Magnoliopsida; Brassicales; Brassicaceae. The record is from RefSeq and is a predicted model, not a curated record.